Caenorhabditis angaria is the source of this 3680-nucleotide messenger RNA. The record is from the annotation of a GenBank genome assembly. Lineage: Eukaryota; Metazoa; Nematoda; Chromadorea; Rhabditida; Rhabditidae.
AUGACGCCAUAUUUCGAUCGGAAUGACCAAAGAAUAAGAUCAAGAAGUUCAUCAAGGGUAAGUUUUUUUUUCGAAACUGCAACUAAUCCAAAAUUCUUCGACUCAAAGAGUCUCAAUCAAUUUUUCGCAUCUUUUUUGUGCUCAAAAAAAGAAAGAAAAAAACAAGUUUCGAAACUUUUCCCCUUUUUUGUGCCAACUCAAUUUUAUUUGAUUUUUUUGGUGGUUGGUGAGCCAGAAAAUAGUUUUUUUCUAUUUUUGAGUUUUGGAAAUGAUAUGUCUAUAUGAAACAUGUCUUGGUUAUAAAGUGAGUUUUCAAAAUUUUUCAAAAAAAUAUCAGAACUACGUAAUUCCAAUUUUUUGAAAAAAAAUUUUAAAAGAGAACAUUUAUUUUCUCGCUGAUCACAAGACGGCUGUCAGAUUCUGCUCAUCUCAAAUCUGAACCUGAACAUAAGUUAGCUAUGACGUGGAAAUGCUCACAAAUCGUUUUUCAAAGCUUCAAGUUACUGUAGACAUAUAAAAUUCAGGUAUUUUUGGGAAUUUGAUUCAUGUCCCUUUAAAAAUUGAAUUUCCGGAGAAAUAUUGAUCUCACACCGAAAGAUCUUAAGUGAAAUUAAAUGUGAUCUACAAAAUUUAGGGAAAAAUAUACACAUUUUCUACACCAUAACUCAUUUUACGCAGAAAUUCCAAAAUCUAAAUUUUUGCAUUUUCAGGCUUCUCGUCAUUACAUCGAAGAUUCAGAACAAUUCAGAAGUCGACCAAAUUAUUUUCCACUUCCGUAAGUUUUUUUCAAAGAUUUGGAAAAUAUGUUCCAAAAUUAUUAACAGAAUUUUUUUUAAUUUUCACCAAUUCCCAACAACAAAUUAUUCCCAAAAAUUUGAAAAUUUCAAACCAGAUUUCUUCAAAAAUAGUGAAAAUUCCGGGAAUCCGGAAGAACUUCUCGUUCCGCCCUUGAAAAUGAAAUAGUACUCAAAAAUGAGAGAUUUUAGAGAAAAACCAUUUAAAUACACUUGUCCUGUCUAUUUAUUUUGAAAACAUUUCGAAUACACAAAUUUCAUUUUAUUUUUAUUUUUGUUUAUAAAAAACUUUAGGUUAUAUAUGUAGAUCUACUGUAUAAAGUUAAGCCUAACCGAAAUUAAUGAGUAAGCCGAAUUCGAGUUCGUAUUUUUUUCUCAUUUUGAAAACUUUUUUCUGUGAACCUUUUUCUCAACACUCGAAAAUCUAUUCUGAAAAUCUGGAAAACCCUAUUUUUCAGCCUGUAUAAAAAAUGUUUCCAAAAUUUUAAAGUGUUGAACUUCUUCUUUCUUCUGUCCUUCAAAAUAUUCUAGUGUUUAGAUACCACUAGAAAAUGAGAGAAUCCAGAGAAAAACCAUUUAAAUACACUUCUUCUGUCCACAUAUUUAUUUCGAAAACAUUUCACAUUUUGCAAAAAAAAAUUCAUUUUAUUAUAUUUCAAAAAAUGGUCGUCAUUGCCGACCACAAAAGUUUUCCGAACCAUAAAAUUCGAAUUAUUUUUUGUUGUUCAUUUUUUUUGGUAUAUUUAUUUUUGUUGACUAACAAACUCUAUACAAAUCAUCAUCAGUACAACAAAAAAAGUAUCUUUUCUUUUUUUCCGUGAGAAAAAAUGCGAAAAAUGUCAAUAAAACAAAAAAAUCUGAAGAACAAAUAAAGCAAAAAAAAAGUGCAGCAUUCAGAUAAAAUAUACAAUUUCCACCACCAAAAACUACUACUUUUUGGCAGACAAAACUUUUAUUUUUCUUCAGAAAAGAAAAUUAGUCAAAUUAUUUUUGUGAGAAAUAAUUAUCGAAUUUUAAAAUCUACAGAGAUCUAGUUUUUUUUUUUCGAUUUUUCAUUUCCAAUUUUUUUCUUUCCACUUGUCCGAUUUAUUUACUUACUACUUUUUUACUCGAUUUUUUUUUGAUUUUCGAAUUUUCCUUUUUUCAACCAAAAACUUUUGGAAUUUCCGUUUCAAUUUCCGCCCAUUUUGUCGCGAAACUUUAAGAAAACAUCGAUUUUUUGUUGACAAAAAUUAUGAUUUAUAUAUUUUGUUAAAUUUUUCAUUUAUUAUUGUUCCCGCGAAUUCAACAUUAGCAGAAAUUUAGCAGAAAUUCAAACCUCAUUUUCCCAAGUACGGUAAAACUCUGCGUCUCUGACUUCUUUCAAGACCUGAGAUGGUCUCGAAACGAGGUUAGAGACGCAGAGGUAUACCGUAUUUGAAUUACUGUACUCUUUCUUUUUUCUUUGAAUUUUCAAUUCAAUUUCAACAAAAAAUGUUUUGAAUUUCCGCCCAUUUUUUCGCCGAAACUUUAAGAAAACAUUGAUUUUUGUUGACAAAAAAUUAUGGUUGUAUAAUUUUGUUCAUUUUCUCUUAUCGUUUUUUCCCAGCAAUUUUUAACCAAAAUUUUCACUAGAAAAUGGUUUUUCGUGAUUUUGACGAAGAUGAUUUGGAUAGCUAUUUAGAGGGUUCAGUUUGGUCGGAAAAACCAUCGGCGGCUGAUAUUUUUGCCGAAAGUCCGGAUGAGAUAAUCACCGUAUUUCCGUCGACUUCGCAUACAAAAAUGGCGUUUGGAUAUCCGUCCAAGUUUUGUGAAACUAUUUUUACGUAAGGGAAAAAAUUGAACUAAUAUUUUAAGACUUAGGUUAAGUAGAGAAAAAAUUAGUUACACAGAAUAAGUUUCAGCCAAAAUUAUCUGAAUUUCAGAAGUCGCCGAGUUCCAUCAGUUUAUUCAAACGACACUCCAACAUUCAAUAGGGUACAGUUUGAUUUCAAUUCAAAUUCAUCGGAAUUUUAAUUUUUUAUAGAAACCUGACAUCUACUACCAACAACAAGAAAGACCAAUCCAGAAAAGACCAGGUUCACCUGGUCCAGUUGUAGGAGCUGGUGAAAUUACAAAUACUGAACAUGGAUUUACAAUUGAAUUGGAUGUAUUCAGAUUUAGACCAGAAGAAAUUAAGGUGAAUUAUUAGCCGGAGGCUUUUUUUUCCAAAUAUCAAACUUAAUUCCAGGUUGUUCUCACUGAUGAUCUUUUGAGCAUUUCUGGCGAACGUUUCGAAAACGCUGGAGAUGGACAAACAUUAAGAAGAAGCUUUUCAAGGUUUUUUUAAAAAAAAUUUUUGUAGUUGAAAAUACUCAAAAAUAUAUGGAUUUUUAGGAAAUACGCGAUUCCUGAAGAUAUUCAUCUUGAUUCGAUUCGAAGUCAUUUGACAGAUUCGGGACUUUUGGUUGUGAAUGUGAGUUUUUUUUGAGAAAAAAUUGAAAAAAACGUUUUUUCAAGAGAGGUAAACGUGGACUUUUUAGACAGAAAAUUGCUUUUUCAUUCCUUGAAAAUCUUUCAUUUUUCAAAAAUUCAGAUUUCCAGUAUAAAUUCAUGAAGUUUCAAGAACUGAAAAAACUUCGAGACAAAAUUAAAAAUAGAAAAACUGAAAAAUGACACGUGGCCAAAUUUUGGAAUAAAAAUCCACGUGAGCCACCUAUUUCCGAGUUUUGAAGAACUUCAAAAAAAAUUUCUACACUCCAUUUUUUGGCCUCAAAAUCCACGUAUCACAAAUUCAAUUCCCCACAAACAAAAUAAAUUCUAUCAAUUUUUCAGGGCUCACGAAAAGGCUGGAGAGAGACAAGCAUUUCCCAACAUCAACCAAGAUUUUCACGAUCUUCCAGAAAUAAUGUCAUUUCAACAGUUUAA